Molecule: messenger RNA, 462 nt
Organism: Leptosomus discolor (cuckoo roller)
Lineage: Eukaryota; Metazoa; Chordata; Aves; Leptosomiformes; Leptosomidae
Product: P2Y purinoceptor 3-like
Biological process (GO): G protein-coupled receptor signaling pathway
Cellular component (GO): plasma membrane
Molecular function (GO): G protein-coupled receptor activity
Source: RefSeq, a predicted model, not a curated record
AUGGAGGGGCUGAAGGAAACAGAGAACGGCACCUCUGGGAAGGCUCUGUGCCCUCUCGUGGAAAGCUAUAAAUACAUCUUGUCACCCCUCACCUACAGCUCCGUCUUCGUGCUGGGGCUGCUCCUCCACGGCGCCACGCUGCGGCCCAGCUGCUGCCGCGCCGAGGGCUGGACCUGCACCACCAUCUACCUGGUGAACCCGGCGGUGGCGGAUCUGCUCUACCUCUUCUCUUUGCCCUUGCUCGUCGUCAACUACAGCCUGCGGGACGCGUGGCCUUUCGGAGAGCCGCUCUGCAAACCGGUCCGCUUCUUGUUUUACGCCAACCUGUACGGCAGCGUCCUGCUGCUGACCGGCAUCAGCGUCCACCGCUUCCUCGGCGUUUGCUACCCCAUCCGCUCCCUGCCCUACCGCGCCCGGCGCCUGGCUGCUGCCGGCACCGCUAAGGCCUUGGCGCCCGGGUAA